Python bivittatus (Burmese python) is the source of this 831-nucleotide messenger RNA. Lineage: Eukaryota; Metazoa; Chordata; Lepidosauria; Squamata; Pythonidae. The record is from RefSeq and is a predicted model, not a curated record.
CCCGAGAUUUCGGCGCCGCGGAGAGAAGGGCGUAUGUGUCCGAGGUAGACACGCCGCGUCUGACUAGAAAGCGCAAGCUGGUGGUGCUUUAGCCACAGCUGUGAGCGGUCCGGAGCUGCCGGCCCGCCUCUUCACGCCCUGUCAGCGGGAGCGCCUUGGCUCGGCUUUUUCGCUAUUCCAGGAUGCCUGAUGAAGACCUAACCUUUGGUGUAAGCUACCCUCUUUAUUAGCUCCUCGAAGACAAAGACUACUCUGCUUUUCUUCUCCACCUUUGACCUGAGUCAAAUAAAAAUUGCCUAUCAAGACUGAGUUAUUUGGUUCCGCCCUUGCUGUGCUUGAAGUUACAUUCAUCUCUUUUUUUAUCAUUUGCACUCUGACAUCAAGACACUGGAGCAGCCAUGGGCUGUUUCUGUGCAGUGCCUGAGGAAUUUUAUUGUGAAGUUCUGCUUCUGGACGAAUCCAAAUUAACCUUAACCACACAGCACCAAGGGAUAAAGAAGUCAACGAAAGGGUCGGUUGUCCUGGGCUACGUAUUUCGGCAUUUAAACCUCGUUGAGAUAGAUUAUUUUGGACUGCGCUACUGUGACAGAAGUCACCAGACGUUCUGGCUGGAUCCUGCAAAGACUCUUACAGAACAUAAGGAACUCAUAAAUACUGGCCCACCUUACACAUUGUAUUUUGGUGUUAAAUACUAUGCAGAAGAUCCAUGCAGACUAAAAGAAGAAAUCACCAGGUAUCAGUUCUUUUUACAGGUGAAGCAAGAUGUCUUACAAGGGCGCUUGCCUUGUCCUGUCAACAUUGCUGCUCAGUUGGGAGCUUAUGCAAUACAGG